AUGCUUCUAUUGUAUUUUUCUUUUUUUUAUCUCUUUUUUGCUUUUUUACUUCUUUUAUCAUUUUGUCUUUCUUGUGAUUUGUAUUUUUUCUUCUUCUACUUUCUUUGCUUCUCGAUUUAUUUAUUGUGUUUUUACUUUCUUUCUUUCUUUCCUUAUUCUUUGUUUAUUUUUCUUCUUCUUCUUCUUCUUCUUCUUCUUCUUCUUCUUCUUCUUUCUGUUUUUCUUUUUUACCUGGAUACUUUUUUCCUUUCAUAUUUUCUUCUUCUACGCCUCUCUUUCUUUUUUUCUUUGUUUUUUAUUUGGUAUGUUUUUUCCCUUCACUUUAUAUCUCCUGCAUUUUACUUUUUACUGCUGAUUCAUAUUUUCUUUCUUCUUCUUCUUCUUCUUCUUCUUCUUCUUCUUCUUCUUCUUCUUCUUCUUUGUUCUUUUGUACUUUUUUACCUCUUUCUAUUCUCAUUUAAAAUUUUUUUUUCUCCCCCUACUUCGUCUUCCUUCUUUCUUACUUUCAUUCUUUUCUUCUUUUAUUUUCUUUUGCCUCCCAUUUUCUUUUCUUUUUUUUAUCCUUACUUAUCUUAUUAUUCUUUUUUUAUCAUUUUUUAUUUUCUUUUUUCAUUUUUCUAA
Messenger RNA from Acanthosepion pharaonis, 621 nucleotides. The record is from the annotation of a GenBank genome assembly. Lineage: Eukaryota; Metazoa; Mollusca; Cephalopoda; Sepiida; Sepiidae.